UUGUUGCCCUUCUGUCCUAAUGUGUUACGUUGUAUCAGUUGUGGGCUUUUUACAACUCCGCUUGGGGCCCUUAGAAAGGUCAUGAUUCUAGGAUGAGGUAAUCUGCGGGUAAGCUCAUCUGUAGAGGUACGACUUUGCCCACACUCCUUUUCUCCCUCGUUGCUCCAGAGUCUCCAUUUUCGGUGCUUGCACCUUUUUACUCUCAGAUUUUUUUUUUUGUAUGAAUGAAUGAAUGGUAUAACGUUGAUUGGUGUGUUCUUUUCAGUAGAGCAACUUGUUUACCUUUAGGAAUUAAUAAACUGCCCCGACAGUCGUGUCCGGCAACCGGUCAUAGUUAAUAAAUGGUUAAACGCUGUUCAUUCGUCGGAGGAGUGACGCCAGCUGUUCCGGGGGACUGUAGCCAGCUUACUCACUGCCACCACUCCCCUGCCUCCCACUUACUGCUUCCAAACCAGGCCCCUGCUCCCUGCCGUCACUCCCACUGUUGCUGCCUGGUGUAGCAGCUGCCCUGAUUGGCACACCCCCGCUGCCAUCACCACUGAGGCAUAUUCCUAAAGCUUCCAGUGUGAAUUGUUUGAAGGAGCACCAGUAUCAAAAUCCAGAUACCGGAGACAAAACAGUGUUUCAGUUCUUCAAAAUCAGACCAUCAACAAUCAACAAAUUUACUACUUAAUACCUUUUCCAUGGAGUGGUUGGAAGAACAAUGCAUGUGAGUCUUUGACACCAUGAUAUCCAUCAGGCAAAGAAAAGGAAUACAAACCACAGAAGUUUCAGAGGAUUACGUGGCACAAGAAGAAAAUGUGAAGUUGGAAAAUAAAUUGUCAUCUAGUUGUACCAAUAGAAGAUUAUGGACGAUUCUUUCAUUUACAAUUGGUGGAACUGUUGCCCUUUGCACUGGACUUCUUACAUCUGUCUACCUGGCCACUUUACAUGAGAAUGAUUUGUGGUUUUCUAAUAUUAAGGAAGUGGAGCGAGAAAUCUCAUUCAGAACAGAAUGUGGACUGUAUUACUCCUACUACAAGCAGAUGCUGCAGGCUCCAACCCUCAUGCAAGGAUGUAGCCUACUAGGAAUUUACAGUCAUAUUCCUCUAUUCCCAAGAACACUGGAAAGAGUUUUUUUAUGUGACCAAGCUACCAACUCAUUCUGGAGGCCAGAAGUCUACGAUCAAGGUUUUCAUGGCUUAAUAUAUGAUAACAAAACCGAAUCUAUGAGGACAAUUAACCUCCUUCAACGAAUGAAUAUUUACCAAGAGGUUUUUCUCAGUAUUUUAUAUAGAGUCCUACCCAUACAGAAAUAUAUAGAGCCAGUUUAUUUUUAUAUUUACACCUUAUUUGGACUCCAAGCAAUUUAUGUCACAGCUCUUUACAUAACCAGCUGGCUCCUGAGUGGUACGUGGCUGUCAGGACUCUUAGCAGCUUUCUGGUAUGUCACAAAUAGAAUAGAUACCACAAGGGUUGAGUUUACCAUCCCACUGAGAGAGAAUUGGGCGCUGCCAUUCUUUGCAAUUCAGAUAGCAGCAAUUACAUAUUUCCUGAGACCAAACUUACAGCCCCUUUCUCAAAGGCUGACACUUCUUGCCAUUUUCAUAUCAACUUUUCUCUUUAGUCUAACAUGGCAAUUUAAUCAAUUUAUGAUGCUGAUGCAAGCAUUAGUGCUGUUCAUACUGGACUCCUUGGACAUGCUGCCAGCAGUGAAGGUGACAUGGCUGUAUGGUAUACAGCUAACAGGUUUACUCCUUGUCUGCAUUCUUCAGUUUUUUAAUUCCAUGAUUCUCGGAUCAUUGCUUAUCAGUUUUAACCUUUCGGUGUUAAUUGCAAGAAAACUUCAGAAAAACCUGAAAACUGGAAGCUUCCUUAAUAGGCUUGGGAAACUGUUGUUACAUUCAUUUGUGGUUUUAUGUUUGACACUUUUUCUCAACAACAUUAUUAAGAAAAUUCUUAACCUCAAGUCAGACGAACACAUAUUUAAAUUUCUGAAGGCAAAAUUUGGAUUUGGAGCAACAAGAGAUUUUGAUGCAAACCUGUAUUUGUGUGAAGAAGCAUUUGGCCUUCUGCCUUUUAAUACAUUUGAAAGGCUUUCAGAUACUCUGCUUUUUUAUGCUUAUAUAUUUGUUCUGUCCAUCACAGUGAUUGCAGCAUUAGCUGUUGCCUUCCGUAAUCUCAGUGAUUCUACAAAUCAGCAAUCCAUGUAUAAAAUGGGAGAGUACAGAAUCGGCCUGAAACCAGAAACUGCCUACAAUUUAAUACAUACGAUUCUGUUUGGAUUCUUGGCAUUGAGUACAAUGAGAAUGAAGUACCUCUGGACAUCACAUAUGUGUGUGUUUGCAUCAUUUGGCUUAUGCAGCCCUGAAAUAUGGGAGUUACUUCUGAAGUUGAUCCAUCUUUAUAACCCAAAGAGGAUAUGUAUAAUGCGAUAUUCAAUACCGAUAUUAAUACUGCUGUAUCUGUGCUAUAAGUUCUGGCCAGGAAUGAUGGAUGAGCUCUCCGAGUUGAGAGAAUUCUAUGAUCCAGAUACAGUGGAGCUGAUGAACUGGAUUAACUCUAAAACUCCGAGGAAGGCUGUGUUUGCUGGAAGCAUGCAGUUACUGGCCGGCGUCAAGCUGUGCACGGGAAGGACCUUAACCAACCACCCACACUACGAGGACAACAGCCUGAGAGAGCGAACCAAAGCGGUCUAUCAGAUAUAUGCAAAGAGAGCCCCAGAGGAAGUGCACGCCCUGCUAAGGUCCUUUGGCACCGACUACGUGAUCCUGGAAGACAGCAUCUGCUAUGAGCGCAGGCACCGCCGGGGCUGCCGGCUGCGGGACCUGCUGGACAUCGCCAACGGACAUAUGAUGGAUGGCCCAGGAAAGAAUGAUCCAGAUUUGAAACUUGCAGGCCACCCUCGCUUUUGCGAAGAGAUAAAAAGAAACCUGCCCCCCUACACAGCAUACUUCACUCGAGUGUUUCAGAACAAAACAUUCCACGUUUACAAGCUAUCCAGAAACAAGUAACAGAGCUUUCUAUUUAAUCUCUAUUUUUGAUAUGUGAAACUCCAUCAUAAUGAAACUCAAUAGAUAAUGUUUCAAAUGUAAUUAGGUAACCGGUACCUUAAAGCUGUGAUAUGAUUAAGUCUACAAAUGUUUACACAAGCGUUACCAUCUUUGAAAGUAUCUUAUACAUGCUUCAGUCUUUGUCUUGUUCCAUUAAUGUUCUUUAGCCUAAAUGUUUUCAACUUUCUAAAAGUGAUCUAGAAUUUUGUUGUUGGGGAGAACAGUUAAGUGUUCCAUAGGUAGCCUGAACAGCUGCAUAUCAUGUUGGAAAUCUAGAGCCUGUGUCAAGAUUUGAAAUACUUCUAAUUUUUAAUUGACUUACAACAGCUAUAGUUGAAUUGAAUUGAGGGGAUACAUAAUUAAAUUAUUUAAUAUUUUUUCACUAGUGAAGACCAACUGGUGGCUUUUUUAAAAAAAGCUCUCUAUUGUCCUGUUUCACCUAAAAAUUUUAUAAUGUUUUUAAUUUGUCAUGCUUUGAAUAUUUUUUUAAAAAUCAUGUUAAGUCUUCAUAUGUAUCUAAAAUUUUUUGUUGUGCUCCAUCUGAAAUGUAAUGUGUAGCACUUCAGUAGUAUGUGUCAGUGUGUGUAUGUGUGUACACGGGCAUGUGCAUGAAUGUUUUAAUGCUGGGCACAGAAAAGUGUUACAAGUUCCAUAUUGUAAGUCCUUAAAGCAGCAGAAAUGUUAUGUAGCUGAGUAGAAUUUGUUACUGUAUAGUGUUACUAUUUUAAAACCUGUUGAUACUAUUUAAUCUAUCCUGCAAGUAAGAAAAUUCUUCUUCAUUUCUUACUCAUUCAGAUUUACUGGGUUUGCAAAAUUUUGUAAACUCUUUGUUUUUAGCCUUUGUAUUUUUUACAGCCUAGAACCUUGCAAAGUCUUACUAUUUUUAAAAUGUUGUAUCUUAACUAACUCACUACUAUGAUAUUUUUGGCAGAGAGCAUUUUCAUACCAAGUUUGAUUUGUGGUCUCCAAUCUUACUGUGAGGGCCCUUGAUAGGUGGUUCUUUUUCUUACUCAAAGGUAACCAAGUGCCUCUAAGUCAUGCUUAUUUGUAAACAACGAAGAGGAUUAUGUGUACCUUGUACCUGCUCAAAAAUUUUUUGAUAAUUGCUUUUGUAAUUAAUUUCUAAUGAUAGGGACAUGUAAAAGUUACUGAUAAAAGCAUAUUGUGUAUUUAAUUAAAUCAAGAUGGCUAAUGAAAUUAACUUUCACCUCUCAUGCCAGUUGGAAAUGAUUUAAAUAUUUCUCCUUGCAAUUGUGUUGAAGUAAAUCACUGUAGACAUGAAGAUGGAUAUGUCACAUGUUCAAAUGAUUUUCUCUUCAGCUACUACUUAAGCGGUAUUCAAAAAGAAAUUUUACACUACCAUGUUGGGUUCAAGGAAGGAUACUUGGCUUUUAUCAAAACUUAUUUAAAUAAAAAAUUGACAGUAGCUGGGUUAUUAAAUUAUGCAACUGAAACUCCUGAAUUAUAUCUUUCUUGUAUCCCUUAAUAAGGUUGGAGACCACUGCAGUUUAGGAUAAUACAAUAAUAAAACAUUUUAAUCAGUACUGAAACUUUAAUUAAGCCAGUAAUGAUGCAUGCCUGUUGCAGCUGACAGCAUGGGUCAGUCCAUCCUUCAGUGAGUGCCUUACUCUAAUUGAAACCAAGCACAUGUAAGGUACAACGUGUUCGACUAUCUAGUUACGUUUUUAAAACCCUCUAUUACCUUCUCAGAAAUAUUUCAAUUUAUUUUAAAUAUUCCUGUAUUAUUAAUCUAUGCAUUUGGGUAUUUGGAGUUUCAGUAUACAAGAAACAUGUACUUAAAUUUUUAUGCUUAUCAUCACCACAUUGAUCACAUACAGUAAUCCUUUUUUCACAGUUUAGGUGCCAUUUGUUGCCAAAACACUUAGUGUUCAGUCUUUAGUGAAAAAUAUAAAGUGCCAAAAAUUCUUGCAAGACAGAAUCCAUACAUACACUCUUUCCAGAACACUGUGACCAUGUAUAGUUGACAUUUUUAUUUCCUGAUGACCAAAUCUCUUAAUGAAUCAUGUGAAAUAUUUUUAGUGCUCCUCAGUCUUCUCUUUUAUGACCUUCUCAUUGGAGUACAUGGGAGGAAAGAGAGGAAAAGCGGCUGACCCUGGCUCUCUAAGCUCCCUGCCACACGAUCUCAGUGGCUGUGCUAAUGUUUGGUAAUAUCCUCAAAUUACGGCUGUAUUUUAUGGGUAGAAAGACCACUUGAUUUUGCUUCAGAGCUAGCAUUCAAAAGAACCUCUAAGUACAGUAAGUGCUCUUAAUUAACCUUUACUUACGUGACUCACCGGGUCCCUUCACAGUCUCCAUCCCUCUUGUAAGCUGACUUCGGCCCAGCACCAGUGAGGGCUGCUCCCUGGCACUCUCAGGCCUCUGCUCUCUCCUUUGAGUUCUCUGCCUGCGCCAACCUUGUCUGCAUGCUCUACUUCCAGCUGUAAAUACACGAUUCAACAUAAACCCAGGAAAUUUUGCUCUAAAAUGGAAGGGUUAUUUCUGCAAAAAUUAGCUUGAAUGCUUUGGUAAGAUUUGAUAACAGUUGCCAUUAAUAAAAAUUACUUUUAAAUUAAUUGUGGUUGGGAAAAUUAUAAAAUAUUGGGAUAACUUAAAAUUCAAGAAAAUUUCUGAGCUUAGAUUGCUUCACAGAUUUAUUUAUUUUAGUCCUCAUUUCACCUUAAAAAAAAAUCUAGACUGAUCAGAAGGUAUUAAAAAGUACCCAAAUCAGGGCUUCCCUGGUGGCGCAGUGGUUGAGAGUCCGCCUGCCGAUGCAGGGGACACGGGUUCGUGCCCUGGUCCGGGAACAUCGCACAUGCCGCGG
This is a messenger RNA of Aethalodelphis obliquidens (Pacific white-sided dolphin), 5853 nucleotides long. RefSeq names its product dpy-19 like C-mannosyltransferase 3 (gene DPY19L3). Gene Ontology annotation, cellular component: nuclear inner membrane. The record is from RefSeq and is a predicted model, not a curated record. The transcript has 21 exons. Bases 726 to 2993 code for a protein of 755 amino acids. NCBI's taxonomy places the organism in Eukaryota, Metazoa, Chordata, Mammalia, Artiodactyla, Delphinidae. Gene Ontology annotation, molecular function: mannosyltransferase activity.